UUUAUACAUUACAAUUUUUUUAUUUUGCUUCUCAAAAGGAUCCGCGCCUAGCGAGCCUGCACAAGUACAAUACAAUGUAAUGUAACGCAGCUGUUUAUAUCUACGCGAUCCUCUCCUCGUUAGACAGACGCCCGCGAAAAGCCUGCAGAAUUUCUAUUUUAACUCCACUGAAGACUGAAAAUGUCACCAGUUUGGAUAUGACGGAGAUGGGGCGUUCGAUGUAACCAUGGAGACGCUGGAAGCUAGUGGGAGGAGCGACCCUGUUAUCGUUUGUCCCUCAGAGGAUGAGCUCAAAGAAGAGCCUGUGAUGAAUGUCCCUUGUAUAGUGGAUGGAUGUAAAAAGAUAUUUAACACCACAGCAGCACGCAGCAUACACAUCAUACAAACACAUAAGAUUUAUAAGGAUGAGGAGGAAAAGAUGAGGUUUGAUCGAUCGGUUCAGAAGAAAAUGACCAAGGUCAUCAAGCACUUCUACUGUCCAGUCAACACCUGUAAUAGAAGCAAAGAAUGGAAUAAGCCAUUUUCUAGACUUAGUCUGCUUAAACAGCACUAUUACAUCGUCCAUGCUGAAAAGAAGUAUCCUUGCCCGAAGUGUGAGAAAAGAUUCAGCACACAGAGUCACCUUGCCAGCCAUGAGAGAGACUGUGGCAAGGACUUCUUCUGCACGUGCGGAGAGAAGCACAAAUCUUCCACAUCGCUCUACAUGCAUGCCAAGCGAAAACAACAUGAACUUCCUGAUGAGUAUCGCUAUAAUAAAAGAAGGAAGCCUGCUCCUGAACCACCUAAGGAGACCUAUAUCUUGGUUGUCCCAGUCCCAUGUGGAAAUACAAGCGAUUUCCAGAAGACAAUAUGUGAACCUAAGACCCUCCUUCCUCAUCCUUCUGCAAGAACUCUGUUAUCGCUGUCUGGAAAUUCACAACUCGUCAACAGGACCUCUGCAACAGUCACUACCCCCACACAAGUUGGAACUGCGACUGUAGGUGUUGGCCACAAUACCCUGAGAAAAUCUUCUACAUCAGCAACUGCAUCUACCCAAACUGAUGAUUCUGGGGUUAGUCCAUUGCCACCCAAGCUGUCCAUGAAUAGUUCCUAUGCUCAGACAUCGCAUAGCUGCUUUCCUAAUUUUAUUCCCAUGUUGAAUGGCCCAAGAAGACAUAAAAAGACUCUGGCUGUACAGACACUUGGUAAUUGGUCACAGGGUCAAAUAUCAAACAAAAUGGCUUCUACAGAAACCCAAACAUUGGAUGGACAGGGUACAACAGAACAGGGUCCGUUAUCUCUUGGUCUACAGUUUGCCAUACCCUCUCGUUUGCCACCACAGGGGAAAUCAAUUUCUAGUCCAAUGUUUCCUCAGUUUUCAAGUCCUGCUUCAUUGACUGCACCUCAAGAUGCACUGUUGACAUCAAGUCUAAACUCUGGGAUUGUUAAUCCUCAGGGAACUGCCCUUGAAAAUUCUCAGCUUGACACAAACAGUACUCAAACUCCAUUGAAUGUUGAGGCAAUCAGUAACAAUGCAACCCCUGAUCUCACAACAACUUCAGUGGACCCAGAAAAUAAAGUGAUAUCUCCUAAUGAAGUACGUACUCAAACAGACCUUACUUUCCAGAACUUCUUGGAGUUCAACUCAUCGGAAACACAAACUCUUUCCAGCGUAAAUGAUGCCAUGACAGAAACGAUUGAACCCUCAUCAUCUCAAACAGCAGGAGCAAAAACAGGAAAUCUAUCAAGUCCGAAUGUGGCAACCAGUGCUACCAGUAUGUCUCCUGCACCUUCAAGUCUAGGUGUUGAAAAGAAGUCUACUGCUGUGUCUCCUGCAGGUUUGAGCCCAGGCAUACAGGUGAAUGCAACAGGUGUGAGACCGGUGCCUUUGUGUCUGGAUGUACAGACUGGACCCUCUAGCUUAUCUUCUGAAUCAACAGGCACUGGAGCUCAGACAAGUGCAAGUAGCAUGACUCCUGUUCCCAUGAUACUUGGUUCUAGUAUAUCUCCCGCAUCAUUAGAUUUACAUAGUCCGGUCAGAAGCAUGGGUAUAUCCCCUGCUCUUCAGGGUCUUGGAGAUCAGGCCAGUGCUACAAGCAUCUCCCCUACACCUGGUAUAGCUUUGUCUGGUUUGGAGCUUCUGUUCCUGGCUAGUACAGAGCACAGAGCAAACUCUUCACUUGAGAUGCCCAGAAUGGAUGAGCCACUGUGCUGCCAACAGACUCAAACUGUCUUUGAUGCUGACACUGGCCACCAGGAAACACAGACUGCCUGGGACUGGAGCCUCGAUGAAUUCUCAUUCCUUGACCAGUAUACCCAGACAGCCAUGAGUUCAAGCGCUGGUACUAGUAGCAACAGCAGCACGACCACCAUGCCUGAGACAGAUCAGUUCAGCCAAACAGGGAUUGACCUUUACUCACAGUUUGCCUUCUCCAACACUGAGACACAGACAGUAUCAGUCUUUGACUUGGAGAUGUUUGGUAACUCUAUCUCCGUCCAGACUGAAGCAGGAUCAGGGUCUAAGCUGCUUGAAGGAGAUGGCCUGAAUGAGAUCACUAAAGAGGUUCAGGUGUCAACCUUGGAGUCCCAACAGGAAAGGGUCAGUGCAGAUGUCCAGACUGAAGACCUGGACUUUGAUAGGCUUCGGAGUAGACAGAUGGGCAGUGGUCAGCUGGCUAGCAGUCAUACACAAACAUCUCUUUGGGAGGAUAUUGAAUCGAUAAUCAGGUCGGAUAGCUUUACCCAAACUCAGUUCCCUUAAAAAACAAAGAUUUGCUAUUUGACUGUUACUGUUGACCUUCUUCACCCUGGGUAAUCUGCAGUUCAGGGGAGUGUUUCAUGAAUUGAUAUCUGCAAUAAGUUAAUGAAAUUCUUGUACCUGAUUUGCUAACCGCAAAUUGGUCAGUAGCAAAAUAUUUCUUCAUCAAACACUUUCCUGGUUAUCAAAUUGCACUUUCAAAGAACUUCAGUUAACUGGUAGAAAUUUAAUGGAAAAAGGAGAUAAAAAUACAAUUAAAAGUGCAACUCAAUAUUUGCACAAGUUAGUGAUACAUGUACAUGUACAGCUUGUUAAAAAAAAUAAACACUUUGUUAAUAACUGGUAAGAUACAGUAUUUUAAGUAUUCAUUAUUUGAAUGAGAAAGCUGUGACAUAUUUAACUGAUUUUUUUUUCUGUGCUGAUGUCCAUCAAUCAUCAUUUACAUGAAUGGUUUUUAAGGGGGCUAUUUACCUUAAGUUCAUGUCAGUUUACAUUUUAUCCUGAAUCCUAUAACAUGGAUGGCAUAUAUUAGGGCUAUUUAUUAACAUUCCUAAGACCUUUUAGAUGGUUCCCAUACCUCUAAUAAUGGGCAUUUUUUGGUUGAUUUGAUCAUUCAGAAUUUCCAAUCAAAGUAAAUUUUGUGAACAUCUAAUUCAUAAAUAACUAUAUAUUCAUUUCCGACCUCCUUUCCCUCAUAAUGAAAUGAGUGUGAAUUUUCUGUCAUAGGGAAAUAGGAAAAUAUGACAAAGUAAUUGCCUUUCUUAUGAAAAGUUUAUAAGAGUUUAUAAUGGGUUUGUAAAUAUGAAAUGAAAUAUAAACAGUACUUUAUCCAUAUGUUAUUCCAAUUAGAUGCUGAAUAAUUAUUUGUGCAUUAGUACUGCAAAUCACUUUCCAGGUUAUUGAUUUACUUCAUAUUUUAUCUUUUAGGAGAAAAAAAGGUGUCCAGAGAAUUUCAUUGCAGUUAUGCUAGUAGAUGAUAUGCCAGUCACUUAAAUGCUAUUUUUGAUUGAAAAAUUCAUCUUGUAUUUUCACCUCUUUGUAGCUAUUUGCAAAAUAUUGUAUUAGAGGAAAACGCUUUACAUGUAUAUGCAAAUGAAGUUUUACAGAUUAUUAUUACCUUGUUAAUUUGAAUUUUUUAUUUAUUCAUUAAUUGAUUAGAGUAUUAUAUGGUUGGUUCCUCAUAUUAUAUUUGAUAUUGUAUGAGGAAUAUACUAUUAUAUUAAUAUUAUUCAUGAAUGCAUUUAUUUUCUGAACGUUUAUGGUUUUAUGGUUUAUAGCCUUAUUUUUACAUAGUCACAUGUCUAUUUUAAUAAAAUUACAAAAUGGUGAAUGAAAAAAAUCACAUGUUGAAAUUUCAAUUUUAGAAAAUAUUAAUUGUGAAAUUUAUCAGCCUGAAGAAAAUGAGCGUGUACUUAAACAAUUUCCAGGAUAUACAUGUAGGUAGAUUUUUAGAUGAACCAUAACAAGAUAUGUACUAGAGUUAUACAUUGUUUUUUUUUUGUUAUCCAUUGAUGUCUGCACAAGUCAACAUUCUUUUAGUCAAAUUCACCAAAUUCUAAGCAGUUCUUUCGACAAUUGUAUGCCAAAAUGUUUCAUUUACCCGUCAUAAAUCUAAUUUCUCCCAAGUUACACAGAUUUUGGAACUGAGGUCCUUGGGGUUUGAUUUGGGUAGAGAUGUACCUGUAGUGAAGACUUACAGAGCAUUUAGUUUGCUGCUUAACCUUGUCUGUACUUCAAAACAUAACAAAUUAAAUGAAGAUUGAAUACAUUUUAACUCAAAAUUUGUGCAUACAGGGUUGGGUCUUCUUUUCUUUACAUUACUGCCUGACACAACAUCAAAUGAUCAACAAGUUAUGUGUAUCAACUGGGCUAAAUUACUAGAUCAAUAGAAUUAUAUGGGAAAAGGGGCAAGUUUUGAUAGACAGACAGACAGAUAGAGAGAGAUGUAGACUUUUGUCUAGAGAUUUCUCACAAAGUAUAACCUGCAAUUAAGGGAUUUCUUGUGAAAAAGCAACCCAUUUGGCCAACACAUACAUCAUGGCCCGUAUUCUGAAGUCAGGUUUAACCUAGAGCAUGGUCUAACUCUGCUAAAAUUAUGGGGAGCCAAAAACUUUUUUUUUUAAAUCUGCUUAUAUUUACUAUUUUGUAUAAGUUUGCUUCCAUAAUGAAGAUAAUAUUUCAGUUAUCAUUCUGAGACAGUUAUAAAUGAUUUGAAAGUCCGAAGAGUUAAUAAGAGACAUUUAUACGUGAUUUGAGUGUCAGAAGAGUUAAUAAAUUGAACAUGUACUAAUACAGAUUUAUGCCGCAAUUGGCUAUUCAUAGUUAAACUACAACUUUAAACCAGGGUUUGAUUUAAACCCAAGUUCAUACGGGGCCAUUGUGUAUAAUUUACCCCUCCCACAAGGAACUAUAUCAGCUCGGCCUACAUACACUAACAAAGAAGCAGCUAUAGAUUUGAGUAUGCAUAUACAGUAACAUGCUUAGUGCUAUUGCAGUGUGGAUGUUGUUAUUCCACUCUCUUUUUUUCAGAUAAUUGGUGUCCAAAACAGAUAAAUUUUGAUUUUUUUUUUAAUAUGGAAGUAAUGAAAAAUCAGAAUGUCUCUCGGGAAUCAAAUUUCAAUUCAUAGAACAUGAAUCAAUUCAGUAUCAUAGUCAUAUUUGUACAACCAACUAUGCAAAUUUACGUCUAUAUUGAUGAGUUUCAGCACAGCAGAUGCAUCUGUCUGAUUUGGUUGUUGUUAAGGGGGGGGGGGUAAAAUUAAGUAGUACUUCACAUGUCACCUAUCAGUAUGCCUUGAUCAGAUAAAUUUUUCACAAAGAAUGAUUAAAGUGACAUUUUAAGUGCUUCUUGAGCAAUAAGGAGUAUAUGAUAUUCAAUGCUUGGUAAAUGACUACACCAGGGUUGGGCUAUGUUUUGAAGAAAUGUUCAAUUACAAUUACUUUUCAAUUAAAUUAUAAUUUUUUUCAAUUACAAUUACCAAUAAUUUUUGUCAAUUACAAUUCUAAUCACUUUCUAUAAAAGUCAUAAAUGAAAUUAAUUUGUAUUAUGUACGUAGCAUCACCUAUUCCAACAUAAUUCUCUUAAGUUACAGAGAAACUAUACUGUUAAUUAAAGAGCACCAAUUCUGCCCAUUUAACUCUUUGAUGCUGAAGCAGUUGACAUGAAUAAGUCAUACAAUUAAAUCAUAAGUUAAGUAAGUUUAUUGUAAAGUGAUUGAAUGUUAUUAAAAAUAAUUGAAGUCAAAUACAUUUUUGUCUCGCCUGCAUAGCAGAGCGAGACUAUAGGCGCCGCUUUUCCGACGGCGGCGGCGUCGUGAACAUUGAAAUCUUAACCAAGGUUAAGUUUUUGAAAUGUCAUAACUUAGAAAGUAUAUAUAGAAAAUAUAAGGACCCAGCUCAUGAAACUUGGACAUAAGGUUAAUCACGUAUUACUAAACAUCCUGCCUGAGUUUCGGGUCACAUGACCAAGUUCAAAGGUCAUUUAGGGUCAAUGAACUUAGACCAUGUUGGGGGAAUGAAUAUCGAAAUCUUAACCAACGUUAAUUUUUGAAAUGUUGUCAUAACUUCGAAAGUAUAUGGACCUAGUUCAUAAAACGUAGACAUAAGGGUAAUAGUGUAUCACUGAACAUCCUUCCCGAGUUUCAGGUCACAUGAUUAAGGUCAAAUGUCACUUACAGUCAACGAACUUUGGCCAUGUUAGGGUUAUUUGAGGAAUUGUCAUAACUUUAAAAGUUUAUGGAUCUAGUUCAUGAAACUUGGACAUAAGAGCAACCAUGUAUCUCUGAAUAUCGUGUGUGAGUUUCAGGUCACAUGACCAAGGUCAAAGGUCACCUAGGGUCAACAAACUUUGGCCAUGUUGGGGUUAUUGAGGAAUUGUCAUCAUAACUUUGAAAUUUUAUGGAUCUAGUUCAUGAAACGUGGACAUAAGAGCAAUCAAGUAUCCUUGAAUAUCAUGUGCGAGUUUCAGGUCACAUGACCAAGGUCAAAUGUAAUUUAGGGUCAACAAACUUUGGUAAUCCUGGGGUUAUGUGUGGAAUUGUCAUAACUAAAUUGUCAUAACUUCCCAUGACAAGUGGGUCCUCACAGAAGACUAGCACAAAUACCCCUUGUUGUUUGAUAGGGGCCUUCUGUACACAAGUCAUUGGCAGGGGCUUUAGGCUGCAUAUUCAGACCACUUUCCUUGAGUGAAGAGUUUGCACAGCAAUUUACACCCCCCAUGGAUCCUUUGAACAAAAAAUUAUAAUUUUCGCGAUAAUCUUGUGAGAAGAUAGAAUAUAAACUGUCAAUGGCUUUAGUAAGUAGUAUAACCUGCAGGAAAAUCAUUGUAUUGGGGUCCCAUUCCAUAUAAAUACUACUAUGAUAGCCUAAAUGACUUAUCACUGUUUCCAUGGUAAUUACCAUUGAUUGCAAAUUUGUGCCCCAUAAAAGUUUAACUAUGGAUACGCGCCUGCCCUACCAGUUUUACUAUAGUUUACUUGUACUUCACUGUUGUAGACAUCAAGAAGUAUUACUCAUUUGAAAGAUUUUGCUGAAACUAUUUACUUAGUAUAAUGAAAUGUAUUCAUUAUUCAAUGUUAUUUAUUUGCUAAAUUUGAAUAUUAAAAUGCAUAGUGUUUUCUAUAGAAAAGGAA
Messenger RNA from Lytechinus pictus (painted urchin), 7368 nucleotides. Its product is annotated as ATM interactor-like. Gene Ontology annotation, molecular function: transcription cis-regulatory region binding; DNA-binding transcription factor activity, RNA polymerase II-specific. The record is from RefSeq and is a predicted model, not a curated record. Bases 227 to 2740 code for a protein of 837 amino acids. Gene Ontology annotation, cellular component: nucleus. The transcript has 5 exons. Gene Ontology annotation, biological process: regulation of transcription by RNA polymerase II. Lineage: Eukaryota; Metazoa; Echinodermata; Echinoidea; Temnopleuroida; Toxopneustidae.